Fonsecaea multimorphosa CBS 102226 is the source of this 1293-nucleotide messenger RNA. RefSeq lists its product as uncharacterized. The transcript has 2 exons. Lineage: Eukaryota; Fungi; Ascomycota; Eurotiomycetes; Chaetothyriales; Herpotrichiellaceae. Bases 1 to 1293 code for a protein of 430 amino acids. The record is from RefSeq and is a predicted model, not a curated record.
AUGUCUUCUGCUGUCCAGCAGGUCCACUCCCGUGGCAUCUACCACGGCCUACCAACAUUUCCUCCAGAUGUGAAAGACCUUACGGCCAUUGUGACCGGCGCCAACGGCAUCUCGGGGUACUACAUGCUGCGUGUCCUCUCCCAGGCUCCUGAACGCUGGAAGCGCAUCAUCUGCCUGAGCCGGCGCCCACCACUGGUUGCCGGAGGCUUGCCCAAAAAUGCAGAACACAUCGCGGUGGACUUCCUCAAGCAGCCCGAAGAGAUUGCGUCGGUGCUCAAGUCGCACAAUGUCGACCGCGUGGACCACGUCUUCUUCUUCUCGUACAUCCAGGUCGAGCCGAAGCCGGGCCAGGGACUCUGGAGCGACGCCGAGGAAAUGUGUCGCGUCAACGCGCUGUUGCUGGAAAACUUCCUCGGGGCCCUCGUCCACGCCCAGAUCAAGCCAAAACGGUUUAUGCUUCAGACGGGAGCAAAGAACUACGGCGUGCACCUGGGCCCGACCAAGCUGCCGCAGGAAGAAUCGGACCCGCGGGUCGAGUUGGAGCCCAAUUUCUACUAUCCCCAGGAAGACGCCCUGUUCAAGUACUGUCGUGAACAGGGCGUCGGGUGGAACAUCCUUAUGCCUGGACCUAUUCUGGGUGCUGUGCCGGACGCGGCCAUGAACGCGGCGUUCCCACUGGCCGUCUAUGCCACCGUCUGUCGCCACAUGCACACGCCGCUGGAGUUCCCCGCAGACGAGGUGUCGUGGCAGGCAUAUUGCAGCAUGUCGAGCUCGAUGAUGAAUGCCUACAUGGAGGAAUGGGCCGUCUUGACCCCGGCGGCAGAGAACCAAAAGUUCAAUGCUUGUGACAAUAGUGCCUUUACCUGGGAAUCUGCCUGGCCCAGGAUCGCCGGCUGGUAUGGGAUCAAAUGGACAGGGCCCGAUGACAACGCAGAGCACGUCGCGCGAGAAACCCGCUUCAACCCCCGAGGAUAUGGGAGAAAAGGCGUGUCCCGCCGGAAAUUCACGUUUGCCGAGUGGGCAAAGAGGAAAGAGGUGACGCAAGCAUGGAAGGAGAUUGCAGAGCAAUAUCAGCUGCCCCAGAAGGAACUGAAGGAUGUUGAUCGCGUCUUCGGUUUUCUGGAUGGCACCGUCUGCCGUGCAGCGCCGCUCGUAUUUUCGACAGACAAAGCUCGAAAACUGGGCUGGCACGGUUUCGUCGACUCUGCAGAAUCACUGUUGGAAGUAUUUGAAGAUCUGGCCAAGUUAAAGAUGAUACCUCCGGUGCCCAAGGAAGAGGUCAAAUUCAAUUGA